This is a messenger RNA of Hyla sarda, 946 nucleotides long. It is a transcript of the gene NDUFS7, whose product is annotated as NADH:ubiquinone oxidoreductase core subunit S7. The coding region runs from base 105 to 758 and encodes 217 amino acids. Gene Ontology annotation, molecular function: quinone binding; NADH dehydrogenase (ubiquinone) activity; 4 iron, 4 sulfur cluster binding. Gene Ontology annotation, biological process: mitochondrial respiratory chain complex I assembly; electron transport coupled proton transport; aerobic respiration. The transcript has 8 exons. NCBI's taxonomy places the organism in Eukaryota, Metazoa, Chordata, Amphibia, Anura, Hylidae. The record is from RefSeq and is a predicted model, not a curated record.
GCGGACAAUCACCUCCGGAUCCCGCACACUGAGGAUACUUUAUUCGGGGAAUGUGUUUCGGGACGGACCUCGCCGGAAGUGCUCAGGGGGCGUCCUAAGCAAAGAUGGCCGCGGUGACAGUUCCCAGGCUGUCUCUGCUCUGGCUGCAGACGACUCGACCUCUCGCCUCUGCCGCCCUGCACACCCGUGUCUGGCAGCCGGCCUCAGACAGUGACAAGGCAGCCAGUGUUUUACCAGUCAGACAGAACAGUAGUGCUGUCAGUGCAGCAAAAUCAUCAGCAGUAAGCAGUAAAGGCGAGUUUAUAGUCACAAAGCUUGAUGAUCUUGUGAACUGGGCAAGAAGGAGCUCCUUGUGGCCCAUGACCUUUGGACUGGCAUGUUGUGCUGUGGAGAUGAUGCACAUGGCUGCCCCACGUUAUGAUAUGGACCGGUUUGGUGUUGUUUUCCGUGCUAGCCCUAGGCAGUCAGAUGUCAUGAUUGUGGCUGGGACUCUUACCAACAAGAUGGCACCUGCCUUGAGAAAAGUUUAUGAUCAGAUGCCAGAACCACGUUAUGUAGUUUCCAUGGGCAGCUGUGCUAAUGGAGGGGGCUACUACCAUUACUCAUAUUCCGUAGUCAGGGGCUGUGACAGAAUUGUCCCCGUGGAUAUCUAUGUCCCAGGCUGCCCUCCUACAGCUGAAGCUCUUCUAUAUGGUAUUCUGCAGUUGCAAAAGAAGAUAAAAAGGGAAAAGAGAAUUCGGACUUGGUAUCGACAAUAAAUUUGUUGCUUGUUAUUUAUCAGUAGAGAUGCUUGGUAUGUCCUCUUUGUGAAGUUCCAAACACGGAUGUGUUGCUAUCUUAAUCUGAUUUUUGCCAUACAUGCCAAGACUUCUGCCUCCAUUUAAACGACUGACUUUUCUUUAAACCUGUACUUUAUAGAACAUUAAAGAGAACUGUAAUCUUAAAA